GUCAGUCGUCAGUCAUCACCGUGGCACCGUGCCCACGGCCACGGGCAGAAAAAAGAAAAAACGACGUUAGCUUUCCCCCUAAACAACGCAUGCUUGUUAUUAUUUACGGCUCGCGCGGCGUUGCUCUGCUCGUCUGUGCUCGGUUCGCUUCUGCUCCACCGGUCUCGCGCGCGCCAGCUUUGCUAGCUGCAGCGGAAGCGGCCGGAUAAGAUAUGGCCAAUGGUGGAGCGGCGUCGCGUGGCCCUCCCGACGGCUCGCCGGCCGCGCUGGUGCAGCAGCCCCUCCUCCACGCCUACGAGGCGCGCAAGGAGGACCCGGCGGCGUGCGACGGAGAGGCGCACGGCUUCGGCCCCGCAGAGCCCGACGGCGGCGCGAGCUUCGUGCGGACCUGCUUCAAUGGCCUCAACGGCCUCUCCGGCGUCGGGCUGCUGUCCAUCCCGUACGCGCUGUCGGAGGGCGGGUGGCUGAGCCUGGCGCUCCUGCUCGUCGUCGCGGCGGUGUGCUGCUACACGGGCCUGCUCCUGCAGCGGUGCAUGGACGCGUCCCCGGCCGUGCGGGGCUACCCGGACAUCGGCGCGCUCGCGUUCGGGCGCGGCGGCCGCCUCGCCGCGUCCGCGUUCCUCUACGCCGAGCUCUACCUCGUCGCCAUCGGCUUCCUCAUCCUGGAAGGGGACAACCUGGACAAGCUGUUCCCGGGCACCAGCCUCAGCCUCGGACUCGGCCUCGGCGACGGUGGCGCCGCCCUCCUCGUGGUCUCCGGGAAGAAGCUCUUCGUCGUGCUCGUCGCCCUCGUCAUCCUGCCCACCACGUGGCUCCGGAGCCUCGGCGUGCUCGCCUACGUGUCCGCCAGCGGCGUGCUCGCGUCGGCCGUCGUCGUCGUCUGCGUGCUGUGGACGGCCGUGGCCGACGGCGUCGGGUUCCACGCCAGGGGGAGGAUGCUCAACGUCAGUGGCCUCCCCACUGCUCUGGGCCUCUACACCUUCUGCUACUGCGGCCAUGCCAUUUUCCCCACGCUCUGCAACUCCAUGAAGGAGAAGAAAAGGUUCUCCAGGGUGCUUGUCAUAUGCUUCGUCUUGUGCACUCUCAACUACGGAUCCAUGGCGAUCCUCGGCUACCUCAUGUACGGCGACGACGUCAAGUCCCAGGUGACGCUGAACCUGCCCGAGGGCAAGAUCGGCUCGAAGCUAGCGAUCUACACCACGCUGAUCAACCCCUUCUCCAAGUACGCCCUGAUGGUGACGCCGCUCGCGACGGCGGUGGAGGAGAGGCUGCAGCUCGCCGCCGGCUCCGGCUCCGGGUCUGGCCGCGGCAGCAGCAGCAAGAGGUCCGUGAACGUGCUGGUCAGGACGCUGCUGGUCGUCAGCACGGUCGUCGUCGCGAUCGCCGUGCCCUUCUUCGGCCACCUCAUGGCGCUCGUCGGCUCGCUCCUCAGCGUCAUGGCCGCGAUGCUGCUCCCCUGCAUCUUCUACCUCAAGAUCUUCGGCGUGGCGCGCUGCAGCAGGGCGGAGGUCGCGCUCAUCGCCACCAUUAUUGUUCUGGGCUCCGUGGUUGCCGCGGCCGGGACGUACGCUUCUGUGAAGAAGAUUGUUCUCGACUACUGAAGAACAGAGGCACGUCUGAAAAAUGUCGGUGACAGUGUCACAGUCGGCGUUCUUUUGCAGCGAUCAACAGUUCCAUAUCUCAACACAGCAGAUUAGUUUGAAGUUUGAACCAGUUAGAAGGUGAUGUUUGUAGACACGAGGGAAGGAGAUGGAGGAAACAGUGCUGUACUGAUGAAAAGAUAAUAGGGUGAUCUGUUUAUAUAUGGGCGUGUGCGCUACUAUUUCAUCUUGAAGCUUGUAUGACUGAGCAUUAGCCAUUGACUUCUUUUUGUAAUAGAGUGUGUUUGGUUUAGGGAAUCAACCCAUUUUAGAUAAGGGAAUGUAUCGUGAGUCCAUCUCUUAAAUUUAGUGGAAUGACUUUGUUAGUCA
Molecule: messenger RNA, 1970 nt
Organism: Sorghum bicolor (sorghum)
Lineage: Eukaryota; Viridiplantae; Streptophyta; Magnoliopsida; Poales; Poaceae
Product: vacuolar amino acid transporter 1
Exons: 3
Coding region: 213-1601 (462 amino acids)
Cellular component (GO): plasma membrane
Source: RefSeq, a predicted model, not a curated record